Cajanus cajan (pigeon pea) is the source of this 618-nucleotide messenger RNA. Its product is annotated as NADH-ubiquinone oxidoreductase B18 subunit. Lineage: Eukaryota; Viridiplantae; Streptophyta; Magnoliopsida; Fabales; Fabaceae. The record is from RefSeq and is a predicted model, not a curated record. Gene Ontology annotation, cellular component: respiratory chain complex I; mitochondrion.
AAUUCCGUAACCCUGAGGCUGAGGCGUGGAAGAAAGGGUAGAAGCGAUCUGAUCAGAGAAGAUGGAAUUUGAAGGAUCAUCGAAGAAGAUGAUAGCGACGCAGGAGGAGAUGGUGGAGGCUAGGGUUCCCCUGGCUUACAGAGACCAGUGCGCACACCUCCUCAUCCCUCUCAACAAGUGCCGCCAGGCUGAGCUCUACCUUCCCUGGAAGUGCGAGGACGAGCGCCACUCCUACGAGAAGUGCCAGUACGAGCUUGUCAUGGAGAGGAUGCUUCAGAUGCAGAAGAUUCGCGAACAGCACCGCAAUUCCAACUCCAAACAGCCCCUUAUUCUCAUUCCCAAACCCGCCAAUGCCUGAUUCCUCAUUCCUCAUUCCUCAUCCCUCAUUCCUUCCAACACUGAACCUUUGCUUGGGACAGAUGCUAUUUCAUGUUUUGCUAUUGUAUGGGGUCAAAGUUACCUUGGAAUGUUUGUUCAAAGACUUCUUCAGACUUUUAUGCUUUAUUUAUGGCUAUUUCCGCUGUCAUGGACCCAUGUUGCCCCUUGGAUGAAAUAAAUUUUCUUGUUAACAUUUCAUAAAGGGAAAAUAUUAACUGAUUGGUUUCAUAUGCAUCUUGU